UUAGAUGGCUGCUGGUAUGACAUCUGCUAAAAAAAAGGGGAAAAUAUGGGAAGCAAAGCACCCCCCCUGCUGCUUGAAUCAUCCCACUCCUUGCUGCAUGAGGGCGGAGAAGGGAUCCAUGAAACUGCCAUCUUUUGUUUCUUAUAACAACUCUCUUUUUUUCUCUCUCUCUCCACCAUAAGACGUAGCUGCCCUGGCCACUUAACUGCCAACUUCAUAGAACUAUUGGCAUUUUAACUUACCAAAAAUAUUUCUCCACUCGUUACCAAGAAGUAAACCAUACAAAUCCCACCCCUGUUCUUCCCUAGAAGAACAAUGAUGCCUUCGGACAGAGGUGCAUGACAAUAUCACUUCAUGACAAGACAAUCAUAUGAUUAUUGUAGCCACUGCAUCCACAGCUCUUGGAUUCUCGAACCGGUGCGUGACUGCUGACGCCAUCUUCGUCGUCCCUAAUCCCCAUGCCAAGCCCAACAUUGGUAUUCUCUUUUCUAUUUAUACCUGUAAUUUGGACUCAGCACGACGUUUUUGUUCGGAGUAUAGACUGACAUUUUUUCCAUUUCAUGCACCAAUCGCUCCUUCCAUCAUCUCUAAUCGUCUUGCUUGUUUUCCUUCUCUGUCUUCCAAAUUCUUAUGAUAUCUCGGUGCUCUGUUCUCUCUAUUCCCUGUUUCCAUCUCCUUUCCCUUUCACCCAUGUCACCAUUAAAUCUUAACAAGGCCAUCCUUUCAUAAUUGGCUUGUGACCACCUAUGUUUAACAACCAAAUUACUUGCAACGGAACGCCUGCCUCCUUCCCUACAAACUUCUUGCUGCCCCAUGAAGAGAGCCACCAGCCCCCAACUCUUAGUCCCCUGCUACCCACCAAUCCACAGGACUUCAGAGGUGCGGCCACAAUGCUGGGGAAGAGGUCCAUGUCAUUCGCCGGCGUCGAAGCCUGUGAGGAGAUGAAUGCAGAGGAUGAGCUCUCCGAUGAUUGCUCGCAGGUGGGGGAGAAAAAGAAGAGGCUGAAUUUGGAGCAGGUGAGGACUCUGGAGAGGAAUUUUGAGAUGGGGAGCAGGCUGGAGCCAGAGAGGAAGAUGCAGUUGGCCAGGGUUCUCGGGCUGCAGCCUAGGCAGAUUGCCAUAUGGUUUCAGAACAGGAGGGCCAGGUGGAAGACCAAGCAAUUGGAGAAGGACUAUGAUUCCCUCAAGAGGCAGUUUGAGGCUGUCAAAGCUGAGAAUGAUGCUCUCAAAGCCCACAACAGGAAACUUCAGGCUGAGAUCUUGGCACUUAAAGGAAGAGAAGGAACUGAGCCCAUCAACCUGAAUAAAGAAACUGAGGGCUCUUGCAGCAACAAGAGUGAGAACAGCACUGACGUCAACUUGGGUAUCUCAAGAACACAAGCCACUGAUGGCCCUUCAAAUCCCCAAGAAAGCAGGUCAUUUCUUGCAUAUAGAUCCCCUGGUGCUGCUCAUCUCCUCCAGAGCUCCUCCAAAGCAGAGACCCAAGGCCCCAAGAUGGAGCAUGGCAUCCAAGAGGAGAACUUUAACAUGUUCUGCAGCAUAGAAGAUCAAACUGCCUUCUGGUCAUGGUCAGAGCAGCACAACUUCCAUUGACACAUUCAGCUAUGCUCCUCUGGUCAUCCAUUGAGAACUGCGCGGUUCCUCAUUCUCCGCAUGCGCGACAAAUUUGCCGGUUGGUCACGGUCAUAACUUAGCGUUUUCCUUCACUUUGGGUGUUUGAAGAACGAAGCUGGUGAAAAAAUUGAACCUUGGAAGGAGGUGCUGGGGGAACAAGAAGUUCUUUGAAGCUACUCUCCGUCUUUUCUUCCCCAUACUACUACGACAUUUUGGGCAGCUGUUUUGAGAUGGACCUAGUUUAUAUAUGUUUUGGGCGAUGGUCCUUGGCUCCUCCAUGGACCAUGAAAUAAUGGGUAUUUUUCUCCAUAUACUGGCGUCCUCCUUUAUGCUCGCAAAGGAAGAACAUGUGGGUACUGAUUCAAGUGUUUGAAGAAACUCUGGUGGAUAUAAAGUUCAGCUAUGCAGCUACUAUAAACAGUCAAAAGAAGAAGAAAGGCUACUUUCUACUCGGUUAUAACUUAUAAGAAAGAGAGAGAGAGAGAGAGAGAGAGAGAGAGAGAGAGAGAGAGAUAUUAGUAGCGAUUUUCUGGUUGCUUAUAGAAGAUAUAUAAUGUUCCUCUUUCUAAACCUCUGCCUCUAAAUAUGAUAUUCCGAACUCUAUUUUG
Phoenix dactylifera (date palm) is the source of this 2221-nucleotide messenger RNA. RefSeq names its product homeobox-leucine zipper protein ATHB-13-like. Gene Ontology annotation, cellular component: nucleus. NCBI's taxonomy places the organism in Eukaryota, Viridiplantae, Streptophyta, Magnoliopsida, Arecales, Arecaceae. Gene Ontology annotation, molecular function: DNA-binding transcription factor activity, RNA polymerase II-specific; sequence-specific DNA binding. Gene Ontology annotation, biological process: positive regulation of DNA-templated transcription. The record is from RefSeq and is a predicted model, not a curated record.